Peromyscus californicus insignis is the source of this 3601-nucleotide messenger RNA. Its product is annotated as lysozyme C-2. Bases 2337 to 2783 code for a protein of 148 amino acids. Gene Ontology annotation, molecular function: lysozyme activity. The record is from RefSeq and is a predicted model, not a curated record. Lineage: Eukaryota; Metazoa; Chordata; Mammalia; Rodentia; Cricetidae. The transcript is spliced from 5 exons. Gene Ontology annotation, biological process: defense response to Gram-positive bacterium; defense response to Gram-negative bacterium.
AUCUCCGAAGCAUUCAUUGUGAUUCCUAUUUUAUUUGGUGUUGAGUUAUUUCCUCUUCUAGUGGUUCUCAACCUUCCUAACGCUUCGACCCUUUAAUACAGUUCCUCAUGUUGUGCUGAACCCCCAACCAUAACAUUAUUUUGUUGCUACUCCAUAACUGUAAUUUUGCUACUGUUAUGGAUUGUAAUGCAAAUAGCUGAUAGGCAGCCCCUGCCUCCGCAGAGGGUUCUCAGGUUGAGAACUGCUGGUUAGCCCCUCUUCUCUGCUUUGUGUUUUCAGGCAUUGGCUUCCAUCCAGUGUCUGGUGAGCUUUGGUUGAUAGGAAACAGUCUUAAGCUCCAAGGAGCUGAACGGACAGUCUGUAACCAGAGGGUGCCCGCCAGAGGGAUUGAGUAGUAUCUGCUGCUUCAUCGUGGGGCUGAAUGUUAGCAACAGCAGGUCUUUUGUCCUGCUUCAGAUCCUACAGGCUCUUGCCUGGGAGACAGAAAUCAAGGUGCCCAGAACUCAGAGAGGGCUGAUUCAAAGUAAGGGGCUUUGUGGCUCACAUGUAAUCCUAGGACAUAUGGGGCCGAGGUAGAAUCAUUAUUGUGUACCUAAGGUGAACUGUGUAGUGAGUUCCAGGAUAGCUUGGACUAGAGUGCGGACUUAUCUCAAUAACAUCAAAGGAAGUGGGUGGGAGAAUGGCUUGGGGCUGAGAAUGUAGACUUCUAUUUAAUUUACCCAUUUAACUUAAUCUGCCUUUUUCUUGUAACUUACACCCCUCCUCUCUUUUCUACUUCUUUCCUUUUUCUUUCUAAGUGCUUGGGUUAAAAAAAUACCUCACGAGUGCCAGGCAGCAUUGUACCACCAACCUACAUCAUAGACCCACAGCUGUGUAGUGUAGUGGAUGAUGGUCCAGUCCAGAGUCUAUAGAUCAUCAUCUCAAAGAAUGACUUCCAUCUAUCUCUGCAGACUGAAGAGUCAACAAUCUGUUCUCCUGUCUGGGGGUUUAACACAGAGACUCCCAACCAGCCUUACUACUCACAGAUGGCCAUAUAGUGUGGCUUCUACUCACCUAGUAUUUUCUAGGUUGUAGGUCAAGAGCCAGCUUGAUUUUCCUUGACUUCCCUUUCUGCACCCUUAGGUGUCAGCUCCCCUGUCUCCUAGACUACCAUCUUUCUAUCUUGAUUGCAGAGUUUUUGUGCUGUUUCUCAUCUGUCCUCUUACUUUCUCUACUUCCCUUGCCCUUGUUGGCUUCCCUACUUGAAAUAUUUAUUUUUAUGCCUAUGGAUGCUUUGCCUACGUGUGUCCUGUGUGCCAUGUGUGUGUCUGGUGUUGUGGAGACCAGGAGAAGGUGUCAGACCCCCUGCACUGAAGUUCCAGAUGGUUGUGAGUCACCAUGUGGAUGCUGGGAACUGAACCUGGGCCCUCUGCAAGAACAGUCAAUGUUUUUAACUGAUGAGCCACCUCUCCAGCCCCUUCAUUUGGUUUUUGAGAACAUGUCUCACUGUGGUCCUCAGGCUGCUCUCCAACUCCUGUACUCUAAUAAACUCCCACCUCAGCUUCUGGGGUAUGUGGUAGAAAAGCAGUUGGCUACAUCUGACAUAUGCAUUAAAGAAUCUUUAGUCAAUAUUUUAAUGGAAUUUGCAAGGGAGUAGAGUCAGAACUGAGUGCCCAGCCCUCUGCCCACAGGACAUUCUUUAGAAACAUCAUAAAUUGCGACAAAUCCUUGUCUUUUACAGUUGGUUUGCAUUUCAGACAUUAGUCAAAAGCUGGAGAGAGCCUUCAUGGGUUCCCUCUUCUAGGCCUGAAGCCCCUCCGACUUGGCACAAAGGAUUAAUUUUCUUCUACUUUUGGCCACAAGGAAGCCGAAUAGAUUGUGAAUCAAGAAUAAGCAGAAGGAAGUUGUGCUGAGUGUUGUGGAAAUUCCCAUGAGACAGAGGCAAGGGGAUCCCUACAAACUCUCAGCCAACCAGGACUUCACAACAUGGCCGUCUCAAACGACAAAACAAAACAAAAACUAACAAAUUAAAAAAGAAAUUGUUAAACUUCACAAUAAAAUGAAAGAAAAACCCCCUUCCAGAAAGAGAACUAGCUCUCCAUUCUUAAUGAUCCACAUCUGUAAGCACUUUAAAAUAAGUAGUGUGCAUUUACUGCUGGACCCCCAGAACAUCUCUCAUCAAACUUUUGAAGAAAGAAGGACAAAUGCAGAAGUCAGAACAGCAGGAACUUCUCCUUUACACACAGCUCAAAGAUUGGAGGCCACAGCUGCUACAGAAAGGAGGAACUUGGAGGAUGUUUAAAUAGGAGGCUUGCCUUCUCUACUCAGCCUGCAGCGGAUCCAGCUUCCAGGUCAACAUGAAGGCUCUCCUCUCUCUGGGGCUCCUCCUGCUUUCUGUCACUGUCCAGGCCAAGGUCUAUGAACGCUGUGAGUUCGCCAGAACUCUGAAAAGCCAUGGAAUGGAUGGCUACAGGGGAAUCAGCCUGGCCAACUGGGUGUGUUUGGCUCAGCAUGAGAGUAACUAUAACACACGAGCUACAAACUACAACCGUGGGGACCAAAGCACCGACUAUGGGAUAUUUCAGAUCAAUAGCCGAUACUGGUGUAAUGAUGGCAAAACCCCGAGAGCAGUGAAUGCCUGUGGGAUAUCCUGCAGCGCUUUGCUCCAGGAUGACAUCACUCAAGCCAUACAAUGUGCAAAGAGGGUUGUGAGGGAUCCACAAGGCAUUAGAGCAUGGGUGGCCUGGAGAAACCGCUGUCAAAACCGAGAUCUCACCCAGUACAUUAAAGGCUGUGGAGUCUAAACGCUGUGUGCCUCCACCUCAGCUCACUCUGUCUCAUUCUCGCUAUAGAAGUAGUUAUGGGAAAGGUCACAUUUCCUCAGUUUCCCCUUCAGACAAGCAGGCUUUUAUCAGAAACAGGGGCAACAUGGAGACUGUUUCCUAAGAGGCUUAGUGCUGACUAAUGUGCUCACUGUUUUAUGGAAAGCCUCCAUUUAUUCAGUUAGCCAAAGCAGCAGAUUCUGGUGACAGUGAUCUAGCAUUGAGUGUCACACACAUCUCUGUACAUCAGUUCUUCACCUAUGAAGUAAUUCACAUUAAGUUUCAUCGGAAUUAAUCUUCAUCUCCCCACUGUUGGAUAGACAUACAGUAAAUACGUAAGGAGACAGUAGAUCUUGGGUGAAAUGGCAGCUGUGUGAGCUCCCAGGCCUUGUGUGGGCUCAGCACCCAGACAGUUAAGAACAGGUACUGUGUGGGGCAAGGUGGGUUUUUAAGGGAACAGAAUUCUGAGUAGAUAGAACUGAGACUGCUUCAACUCAGAAACUUGGUACCAGGAAAUGUGUGACCUUUCAAAAAAAGAAUUAUCUUAGUGUUGACCCAUUCAUAGUGCUUGAAAGUCAAUUCUUAACUCAUGAGUCAGUCUGUGUUAACCCUUGAGAGAAUGUUCGAUACCUUAGCUGGCCACGAGGUAUUCAGGACACAUUGAAUUGACUGUGCUAGUCCUUAAGUUCUUUAAAGUAGCUUCAUGCAUACCAACUAGCUCUGAGACAGAUGAACUUGUAUCGGCAAAACUAACCGCAUUGUGAAAAACUACAAAUAGCCAUUAAAUGAUUUUCAAUGCA